UUUAGAUUUUCUGUUAAAAAUGAAUUCUAAAAAACACACGUUUUUGACAUUGAAGCAAAAAGCUGAUAUUCUCGAUUCUUUAAAAAGAGGCUCAUCUAUGACGUUCUUAGCAAAGAAAUAUAAUGUUGCUAAAUCAACAAUUUGUGGAAUCAAAGGAAAAAAACAAGUGAUUUUAAAGUUCGUGAACAACACAUACUUGGGACCUGGUCAAAGAAGAACUCUGCGUCCUUCAGAGCUGCCCAAAAUGGAGAAAGCUCUUUAUCGUUGGUUUAUCAAAAUGCGGAAUAAAAACUGGCCAGUAAGUGCCUUAAUGUUGAAAGAAAAUGCCAAAGUACUACAUGCACAAGUAAAGGAAAAUGAAUCUAACUUCAACGCUAGUGAUGGAUGGCUUCAAGGAUUUAAAAAAAGGUACGGUGUUCGACUGCUGCAAAUAUCAGGCGAAAAACUAUUUUCGCUGCCUCAGCUCGUGGAUCCAUUUAAGGAAAAACUUAGAGCUAAAAUGGCCGAACUGGAGCUGUGUAACGACCAGUUAUAUAAUGCUUAUGAGUCAGGCUUAUUCUGGAAACUUCUGCCAGAAAAAACGUACGUGUCCAGUAUGGAAAAGAGAGCUCCAGGCGUUAAGUCGGAAAAGCAGCGGAUCACGUUUUUAUGAUGCUCAAACGCCACUGGAUCUCAUAAACUGAAACUUUUGGUAAUUGGAAAGGCAAAGAAUCCACGCUGCUUUAAAAACUUCCAAUGCCCCACAUACUAUAAGAGCUCAAAAUCCGCCUGGAUGACGUCGGCUGUUUUCAAGGAAUGGUUUCAUGAGUCCUUCGUUCCACAGGUAACGUCAUUUUUAAAGUAG
Messenger RNA from Bactrocera dorsalis (oriental fruit fly), 844 nucleotides. Its product is annotated as jerky protein homolog. The record is from RefSeq and is a predicted model, not a curated record. Gene Ontology annotation, molecular function: DNA binding. Lineage: Eukaryota; Metazoa; Arthropoda; Insecta; Diptera; Tephritidae. The transcript is spliced from 2 exons. Gene Ontology annotation, cellular component: nucleus.